Messenger RNA from Cynara cardunculus var. scolymus (artichoke), 2194 nucleotides. RefSeq lists its product as uncharacterized. The transcript has 8 exons. NCBI's taxonomy places the organism in Eukaryota, Viridiplantae, Streptophyta, Magnoliopsida, Asterales, Asteraceae. Bases 391 to 2034 code for a protein of 547 amino acids. The record is from RefSeq and is a predicted model, not a curated record. Gene Ontology annotation, molecular function: protein binding; DNA binding.
GGAAGUAAAAAAAGAAAGAAACAACAAAAAGAUCCUGCAAAUCGUCGUCUAACGUUCUCCCCCAUUCUCGUCGCCGUCAAUCCUCUCCCAUUUUUGCAUAAUUACAACUCGCGACACGAAACUGGAAAUCAAAAUCCAGAUGAAGAACAGCAAGAUGAAAUGGAAAGCUGGAAUUCUGAGAUUGUAGGUAUGUAAGCUACCACCCUUUAAUUUCCCGAUUCGGAACAGAUGGAGCAUAUCGCAAGUCAAUCAAGGGUUGGAUCAGAUGUUAUGAUGAAGUUUGAUGCAGCCAUGAUGCAUCUGUUAAGAAUUUCCCUUUAGAGGCACUGCUUUAUGUUUUAAUUAGGAGUAUUGAGGACUGUCAACAGUAUAUUUCAUUCUUUUUCUGAUAUGGAGAAGAGAGAGGGGAAUGGUUCAUUCUUUUGGAUGGAGGAGCCUAACGAGCAGACAACGGUUCCCGUGAAGCUUAAGAGAAAAGCAAAGGCAAAGAUGGAGUUUGUUGGGUGGGGUUCUAGACCUUUAAUUGAGUUUCUUGAGUCCAUUGGCAAGGACACCGGUAAACAGCUCUCUCAGUAUGACGUGACUGCAAUUAUCAAUGAAUAUGUGCAUAAUUUUAAUCUUUUUCACCCAUUGAAGAAGAAAAAGGUCAUGUGUGAUGAGAGGCUUCGUUCUCUUUUCGGAAAGAAAUCAGUGCCUCGAAUUAAAAUAUAUGACCUGCUGGAAUCGCACUUUGCUGAGAACCAUGAUUCAUCUGAGGAUGAUGAUUUGUACAAUUCAGAAGAAUACGAGAAUGUCAAUAUAACAUGCAAGAAGCAGAAGGUCGCUAGUUCAGAGAAAAAAGCUCCCCAUCAAAAGAAAAAAGUACCAGAGACUCCAUUAAGUUGCUUUGCAGCUAUCAUCCCUGAAAACAUAAAGCUUUUAUAUUUGAAGAGGAGUUUAGUUCAGGAGCUUCUUAAGCACCCUGAGAGCUUUGAAGGCAAACUUUUAGGUAGUUACAUCAGGAUAAAAUCUGAUCCAAAUGAUUACUCUCAGAAGAACUUCCAUCAACUUCUUCCAGUUACAGGGGUAAAAAAUGUACCUGGAAGUGGUGACGUAUGUGAAGAUGUUCUUCUUCAAGUUCCAAACGUGAUAAAAGACAUACCUAUAUGCAAGUUGUCGGAUGAUGACUUCUCCAAGGAAGAAUGUGAGGAUUUGUGUCAAAGAAUUAAGGAUGGUUUGCUUAAGAGGCCUCUUGUUGUGGAGGCUGAGCAGAAGGCCCGACUGUUGCAUGAGGAUAUAACAAAACAUUGGCUUCCUAGAGAACUUGCAUAUCUACAAAACCUCAUUGAUCGAGCCAAUGAGAAGGGAUGGCGCAGAGAGCUAUUUGAGUAUCUAGAAAGAAGGAAGCUGCUCCAAACACCAUCUGAGCUAACAAGGUUGUUAGCCGAGGUUCCAAAGGUGACUGCAGAUAUAUUAGAGCCAGAAGCUACCCCAGAGGAACAUGUAGAAGAUAUAGAACAGUUGAAUAGCUCACCAAUCACAACUCGUGCAGAUGUUUCACAUCUCUCUUUUGAUUCAGCAAAAGAUCAGGCAUUGCCAUCCAAUGGUUCAGGUGCUACAGUAAAUGGACCGGUGGAUCUUGUUGGAAUUAGUGAAGGUAAUAGAGAGCCAAUGGCGAACGAGGGUAUAGGAGGAAUUUCCUUUGUAAAUUCGGGACAAAACUUAACAAGCGUCCGGUGGGUUGAAGCCGAGCAGAUUCCGAAGAUCAGAAGUCCGGAUCAGGCAUUGGACUUAAACAGUGCUUCAGAGGUGAUUGAGCUAAGCGAUGAUGAAGAAAAGCCACAGGAGCAAGAUGAGGAGUAUGAAUUAUCGCGUCAAAAAUGGUUCUACUGGGAUCCCCAAGGAAGAAGACAAGGACCCGUUUCAAGAUACGAGUUGAAACGGUGGAGCGAUGCAGGCUACUUCUCGCCGGACUUUAAGAUAUGGGAAGAUGGUGAGGCUCCUAGCAGUGCCAUCUUAUUGACAGAUUUGCUUUCAGGCAAUUGUAGCAAAUGAUAGGAAUUGUUGGUUUCAUUUAUAGAUUAUGUCUAACAUUUGUUUCUAAUAGUAUUUAGUUAUUUAUGGCCCAGGGAACUUGUCAUUUUGCAUGGUUGCUGAGAUUAUCUUACCCGAAUCAUUAUAAUGUACCCCUUCAAUCAUACUUUGCCUUUUGAUA